AUGCUUGCACCGCUCAGAACCCGUCUUCCUUGGCUACUGCUAGCCACCACCCACCUUCCCGCAUCGCUCGCUUCCUCCUCGACCUCUUCGAACUACAAGGCCCGAAGAAUGGCGACUGGACCACCUGCGCUCGAGAGUGGGAUCGCUCUGUACUCGUACAGGACCCCGAAUGUACUCAAGAUCAAUGUCGCCCUCGAAGAGCUCAAGUCGCUCGGCAGCCCCCUCACCUGGGUCGAACACCCCAUCGACAUCUCCCAAAACGUCCAAAAACAACCCUGGUUCCUCGCCGAAAUCAACCCGAACGGCCGCAUCCCCGCUAUGGUCGACUACAACCGCGGCGCACAACGCGUGUUCGAGACGGGAAGUAUCUUGUUGUAUUUGAGCAGGUGGUAUGAUGCCGAGAGGUACUUGUUGCACUUUGAGAACGACAGGGACGAGACGGAGAUGGUUUCGUGGAUAUUCUUCCAGCACGGCGGCUACGGUCCGAUGGCAGGCCAAGCAGGCCACUUCCUCAACGCCGCGCCCGUCAAAGACCGUUACGCUGCUCGGAGGUACAUAGACGAGUCGAAGCGGUUGUUGCAGGUGUACGAGACGAGGUUGGCCGAGGGGCAGGGGAGGGAGUUCUUGGUCGGAGAGGGGAGGGGAAAGUUCAGCUAUGCGGACAUCGCCUCCUUCUCCUGGAUCCGCGCGCACCCCUUCUCCCUCGCCCUCCCCUCGCUCACACAUGCCGGCUACCCGCUGCUCGACUCCUGGGUCCGUCGCAUCGAAUCCCGUCCAGGCGCGGCGAAAGCCGUGGAGGGGGAUAUGAUUAGUCGGUUGAAGGGCGAGGAGGGGUGGGAGGAGAAGGUGAAGGAGAAGGGGAGGUGGGUUUGGGAAGAGGAGGAGGGGCAGAAGGAGGGGAGGAAGAGGGAUGAGCUGUAG
Molecule: messenger RNA, 921 nt
Organism: Rhodotorula toruloides NP11
Lineage: Eukaryota; Fungi; Basidiomycota; Microbotryomycetes; Sporidiobolales; Sporidiobolaceae
Product: Glutathione S-transferase
Exons: 5
Coding region: 1-921 (306 amino acids)
Source: RefSeq, a predicted model, not a curated record